CUCGCCAGAUUGAGCCCACCCUUGAAGCGGUGCCAGUUGCGCUGUAUAUUAGUAGGAAGAGAGAGGCGUCCGUGGUCCAGGAGGAGUUGCGCACCAUGUCUUCAUCACCUACACCACCCGCCCUGGAAGGAAACGCCGCAUCCGAGAGCGUUGGGCUGGCCGUGGACGCGGGUCUGAAGCCCGCCGGUCCCACACCGAGCCAGAGCCGGUUCCAAGUAGACCUUGUUACUGAGGCAGCCGGCGCCGCCGCCGCCGCACAUGAUAAAUCGCCCAACUCCGAUGCCUCUACCAUCCCAACAAAUGACAAAGCCACGCCCGUUGCCGAUGGAGCCGACGGGGCCGGUGGGGAUGAAGGCAAGAGCCGAUUUCGAGUGGUCAACUUUGCGGAUCCGAGUGAAGCCGGUAGCCCCCUGGACGCCGGUCCGGCCGAGGGUCUGCAGAACGGGGACACUGUGAUGAGCGAGACCAGUCUGCAUUCAUCGACAGGAGGGCAGCAUCACUACCACUACGACACCCACACCAACACCUAUUACCUGAGAACUUUUGGCCACAACACCAUUGAUGCGGUUCCCAACAUCGACUUCUACCGCCAGACCGCCGCGCCGCUGGGGGAGAAGCUGAUCCGACCCACGCUGUCAGAGCUGCACGACGAGCUCGACAAGGAACCCUUUGAUGAUGGCUUCGCCAACGGCGAGGAGCUCAGCCCGGCCGAGGAGGCGGCCGCCAAAGAAGCCGCCGAGUCCAAGGGCGUGGUCAAAUUCGGUUGGAUCAAGGGCGUGCUGGUGCGAUGCAUGCUGAAUAUCUGGGGUGUGAUGCUCUUUAUUCGCAUGUCAUGGAUUGUGGGCCAGUCAGGAAUAGUUUUGUCCUGUUUAAUUGUCCUGAUGGCCACUGUUGUGACGACAAUCACCGGCCUUUCCACCUCAGCCAUCGCCACCAACGGUUUUGUACGAGGAGGAGGUGCAUAUUAUUUGAUAUCGAGAAGUUUGGGCCCAGAGUUCGGAGGCUCCAUCGGUCUGAUCUUUGCGUUCGCCAACGCCGUGGCUGUCGCCAUGUACGUGGUGGGCUUUGCAGAGACGGUCGUAGAGCUUCUCGCUGGUGUCGACGCUCUCAUGACGGAUCAACUCAACGACAUCCGAAUCAUCGGCACGAUCACCGUCAUCCUGCUCCUUGGCAUCUCGGUGGCAGGAAUGGAGUGGGAGGCCAAGGCCCAAAUCUUCCUGCUCUUCGUCCUCAUCACUGCCAUCAUCAACUACUUCAUCGGAAGCUUCAUCACUGUCAAGUCUAAGGAAUCCUAUGGCUUCUUCGGCUACGAUUCGGCCAUUAUGAUGGAAAACAUGGGUCCGGACUUUCGAGGCGAGACGUUCUUCUCCGUGUUUUCCAUCUUCUUCCCGGCCGCCACCGGUAUUUUGGCUGGUGCCAACAUCUCGGGAGAUCUCGCCGACCCCCAGUUGGCUAUCCCCAAAGGCACCCUGCUGGCCAUCCUGGUCACUGGCAUCGUCUACCUCGGAGUCGCCAUCUCUACAGGUGCAUGCAUCGUUCGAGACGCCACCGGCUCUCUGAACGACACGGUGAGCUCUAUGUUCAUGGCCAACUGCACCGACGCCGCCUGCAAGAUGGGCUACGACUUCUCCUCCUGCAAGGACCCCAAGACGCCCUGCCAGUACGGGCUCCAAAACGACUUCCAGGUGAUGAGCAUCGUGUCAGGCUUUGGUCCCAUCAUCACAGCCGGGAUCUUCUCUGCCACCCUGUCCUCUGCCCUGGCCUCUCUCGUCAGCGCCCCCAAAGUCUUCCAGGCUUUGUGUAAAGACAACAUCUAUCCCGGCCUGAGCAUGUUCGCAAAGGGCUACGGCAAGAACAACGAGCCCCUCCGUGGCUACAUCCUCACCUUCUGCAUCGCCCUGGCCUUCAUCCUCAUCGCCGAGCUGAACAUCAUCGCUCCCAUCAUCUCAAACUUCUUCCUGGCUUCCUACGCCCUGAUCAACUUCUCUGUGUUCCACGCCUCCCUCGCCAAUUCACCAGGAUGGCGUCCUAGCUUCAAGUACUACAACAUGUGGGUCUCCCUGGCGGGGGCCAUCUUGUGCUGCGGCGUCAUGUUCGUCAUCAACUGGAUGGCGGCGCUGCUCACCAACACCAUCGUCAUGGGCCUGUACAUCUACGUCAGCUACAAGAAGCCAGAUGUGAACUGGGGCUCGUCCACCCAGGCCCUGACCUACCACCAGGCGCUGACCCACACGCUGCACCUCAGCGGAGUGGAGGACCACAUCAAGAACUUCAGGCCCCAGUGUUUGGUGAUGACUGGCUACCCCAACUCUCGCCCCGCCCUGCUGAACCUGGUGCACAGCUUCACCAAGAACGUGGGCUUGAUGAUCUGUGGCCACGUUCGCACCGGAUCCCGGCGGCCCAACUUCAAGGAGCUGGCGGCUGACCACUCGCGCUUCCAGCGCUGGCUGCUCCGGAACGAGACCAAGGCCUUCUACACGCCCGUGUUCGCCGACGACCUGCGACAGGGCACUCAGUAUCUGCUGCAGGCCGCUGGACUGGGCCGCCUGCGCCCCAACACCCUGGUGUUUGGCUACAAGAACGACUGGAGGGACGGGGACAUGAUGAACGUGGAGACCUACAUCAACAUGAUCCACGAUGCCUUCGACUUCCAGUACGGUGCCGUCAUUCUGCGACUGAAGGAAGGACUGGAUGUCUCCCACAUUCAGGGACAAGACGAGCUGCUGUCGUCUCAGGAGAAGACCUCCGCGGUGAAGGACGUUGUGGUGUCCAUAGACAUGAGCAAGGACUCUGACGGAGACUCCUCCAAACUCUCCUCCAAGGCCACGAGUCUGCAGAACAGCCCCGCCGUUCAAAAAGAUGAAGAUGACGACGGCAAAGCUCCGACACAGCCACUGUUGGGAAAAGAUAAGAAGAGCCCGUCCAUGCCGCUGAACGUGUCCGACCAGAGGUUACUGGAGGCCAGCCAGCAGUUCCAGAAGAAGCAGGGCAAGGGCACCGUGGAUGUGUGGUGGCUGUUUGACGACGGCGGCCUGACUCUGCUGAUCCCCUACCUGUUGAUCAACAAGAAGAGGUGGAAGGACUGCAAGAUCCGCGUCUUCAUCGGAGGCAAGAUCAACAGGAUUGACCACGACCGCAGAGUCAUGGCGACCCUCCUCAGCAAGUUCCGUAUCGACUUCUCUGACAUCACCGUCCUUGGGGACAUUAACACCAAGCCAAAGAAGGAGAGCAUCACCGCGUUCGAGGACAUGAUCGAGCCGUACCGGCUGAAGGAGGACGACAUGGAGCAGGAGGCGGCGGAGCGGCUGAAGAACAGCGAGCCCUGGAGGAUCACCGACAACGAGCUAGAGCUGUACCGCGCCAAGACCAAUCGCCAGGUCCGCUUGAACGAACUGCUCAAGGAACACUCCAGCACCGCCAACCUCAUCGUCAUGAGCAUGCCUCUGGCCAGGAAGGGCACAGUGUCCAGCGCCCUCUACAUGGGCUGGCUGGAGGUGCUGUCCCAGGACCUGCCCCCCAUCCUGCUAGUGCGUGGAAACCACCAGAGCGUGCUCACCUUCUACUCCUAGGACCGCCGCCGCCGCCCGACACACCGCCCACCUCCACCCCAAAAAAACACUAUCUCUCCACCUGCACAGCAGACCUGGGGUGGACCGUCGCCGCAUUAAAGGUUCACCGUGUAUACAUACAUAUAUAUAUAUUAUAAAUAGAAUUACUGUACACUCCAAACCAUGGUAGGGUCCAGGCAGCCAUUAAUAAGAAUACUUUUGUUUGAAUAAGGAAAGAGCGCACUCACUGAGUUAUACUACGAUUUAAAACCCAGCUCCAGUAACGCCACACUCGCUGCUGCGUGGCCCCAGCUGGUAUAAAUGUGACUUCUACUUUUUCUGUUCUUUCCCCGCAGACCCCUGACAUGGGGGGGGGGGG
Messenger RNA from Gadus chalcogrammus (walleye pollock), 3927 nucleotides. It is a transcript of the gene slc12a2, whose product is annotated as solute carrier family 12 member 2. Gene Ontology annotation, biological process: potassium ion homeostasis; chloride transmembrane transport; potassium ion import across plasma membrane. Gene Ontology annotation, molecular function: ammonium channel activity; sodium:potassium:chloride symporter activity. Gene Ontology annotation, cellular component: membrane. NCBI's taxonomy places the organism in Eukaryota, Metazoa, Chordata, Actinopteri, Gadiformes, Gadidae. Bases 96 to 3569 code for a protein of 1157 amino acids. The record is from RefSeq and is a predicted model, not a curated record. The transcript has 28 exons.